This is a messenger RNA of Aricia agestis (brown argus), 1015 nucleotides long. RefSeq names its product trypsin-1-like. Bases 64 to 942 code for a protein of 292 amino acids. Gene Ontology annotation, biological process: proteolysis. The record is from RefSeq and is a predicted model, not a curated record. The transcript is spliced from 7 exons. NCBI's taxonomy places the organism in Eukaryota, Metazoa, Arthropoda, Insecta, Lepidoptera, Lycaenidae. Gene Ontology annotation, molecular function: serine-type endopeptidase activity.
AUUAUAAUAAUUAUUUGGUAGUGUGAAGCUGAUAGUUGCAUUAGUAUAACAAACUCAACAAGUAUGGUCGUGUUACUGCUGCUAUACUGUUGUUGUUUGCCUUAUGUGUGGACCCAUGAUGAUGUAGUAUCCAACAGUUCGGACGGAUCACCUGUCAACAGUUCCCGCGACUACCAGUACUACCACGAAGCUCUGACUUCCGGAGAAUCAAAUGCUACAAAUGAUUUCGGUUGGAGGAUUUGGGGCGGAGACUACAUACCCAUCACUGAGGCACCGUACGCCGUGUUGUAUGGCUGGGGGUGUAGCGGUACCCUCAUCGCGCCCAACUGGGUGGUCACCGCUGCCCAUUGCGACAUCCAAUACUCCGUACAUGUCGGAUCGGAGUUUUCAGCUGCUACCCAGGAAUACGCCGUGAUAAGACACGUGUUCCACCCGGGCUGGUACAGUUUUCCGAAGAUUCAUAGGCUUGACUUCGAUUGUCUCCUAGUGCAGCUGGCCUGGUUUGUCCCUGAAACGGCCUACACGAGGCCCAUCGCUUUUGGAGGUUACGAAGAUCUUAAUGUGGGACAAAUCGUGACUAUAAGUGGUUGGGGCCAUACGACAUAUGAGUUUAACAAGUUGAGAGAAAACAGUGUGAGUUCAGACCUACUGAAAGCGGUGCAGAUGACGGUGAUCGACUUCAACUAUUGCGCAACGACCGCAGUUCAAUUCCAAGCAGCCAAGUACGGCGAAUUCGCUGAAAUCUCGCCACGGAUGGUCUGCGCAGAAGGCAAUUUAGGAGGUGCCACUUGUUUUGGUGACUCCGGGGGUCCAGUGGUGGCUAACAACAGGCUAGUGGGGAUAGUGUCGUGGGGGGUGCACUGCGAGCCCCUGCUCAUGUUCACCAACUUGGUAAUGCUAAAGGGUUGGAUCAGCGAAACUACGGGACUAAUAUUGAAAUAAAGUUAAACCAUUUUUUUAGGACGGAACACAGAUAAAUUUUUAUUCUUUCCUUUUGAUGGAAGCGUCAAGCUUG